Molecule: messenger RNA, 1517 nt
Organism: Dromaius novaehollandiae (emu)
Lineage: Eukaryota; Metazoa; Chordata; Aves; Casuariiformes; Dromaiidae
Gene: SAMD15
Product: sterile alpha motif domain containing 15
Exons: 2
Coding region: 2-718 (238 amino acids)
Molecular function (GO): protein binding
Source: RefSeq, a predicted model, not a curated record
CAUGGGAACGCGCGGCGCGGACGGACGCGUUACCGCGACACCGCGGUUCGGCCCGCGGAUGGCGGCGAGCCCGGGGCCCGGGGCGCCGAGGGAGGCCGAGGGGGCCGCGAGGCGGCAGCCCGCCCGCCCCUUCCUGGCCUGGAGCGCGGCGGAGGUGGCGCAGUGGGUGGCGGAGCUCGGCUUCCCCCAGUACGAGGUGCGGAGCUGCCGGCCGCGCCUGGGCACCGGCCCCGAGCCUCCGCCCUCGCCGCCUCCUGAAACGGAGGCCCCUAAUGGGGGGCGGGGGGGGGUUAAUGGCCCAGGGCGACCCGCCGCCCGGGGCCCAUCCGCCUUUCCCUGCUGCCCUACCCAGGCCUGCUUUAGGGACAACGGCAUCACCGGCCGCCGCCUCAUCUUGGUGAGCUGCUCCAGCCUGCCGGCCAUCGGCGUCACGGACUUCGGCCACAUGCAGGAGAUUUCACGACAUGUGCGAGAGUUGCUGGGGAUUGAGGAACCUCUCUUCAGCAGAUCCAUUGCCCUUCCAAACAGAGACAACAUGGGUCUCUUCCUGGAGCAGAAGUCCCAGUCGGGAGAGAAAGCAGAUGCCCUCACUUUCUCAAGGUUUGUCCAAGAAGCAGGGCUGGAGCCCUAUGCUACAGUUCCCCCUUUGGAGCAAAUCCAGACUGAGGUAGAAGCAGAUACUCUCCCAGUAUUGCAGAGCACCCAGAGUCAGGAUUAGAGUCUCACAGUGUAGUUCCAUCUCUGUAAAAAGCCCAGAUGGGGCAGCAAUAGAUAGCCUUAUUACUUCGCAGUUUGUCCAAGCUGGUACAGUUCCACUUUCUCUGUGUUAGAGACAAGAACAUUGCUGCUCUUAGCCAUUUCUUGAUAGCCAACACAUCCCUAUAUUAGCUCUUUUCUGCAAUCAACAUCCUUAGUUUGCUUCUAGGAACUAACUGAAGCAGAAGCGAUAAAUCAGGCAUGAUUGCACCACUGUCUAUCAUUCUCUGCUGCUUCACAGUUGAUUAAAAAGACCAAGAGACAAUCAUAGAUGUGUUUGAAUUAUCAGCAAUUGAUGAUUACUUUCCUACAGGUCAAGUCACACUUCAGCAUUUGCAGACCUGGUCCACUGUUAAACACAGAUGGCAUAUACAAUAACUAGUAUACACUUGUGGUGCCUGAUGCUGUCAGUGCUCUGAAAGGUUUUAGUUACAACAUAAACAAUGAAUCCCUAUCCUCAUGGCAGAAAUGAUUAUCUGUGAGGUAAGACCAGGCAGCAGUUUAUUGUAGUAAACAAUACUGAAACACAUGACAGAUGAAGGCAGGAAGCAUAAGAGAAUACUGUAAGCUCAACUAGAGAAUUAGAGAAAUGAUUUGUCCUGGGUGGAUUUGGACCAAGCUAACUCCACCUUCCUUGAAAGAAGUAUCACACAGACUAUAGCGGUGGUGCAACUUCCAUCAUCAUCAGCAGCACCAUCAGUACCAUCAUCAGCAAGGAAGUAUGGAUAAGUGUUGAUUAAAGUCUGUCUCAACAGGAAAAA